Tribolium castaneum (red flour beetle) is the source of this 3171-nucleotide messenger RNA. RefSeq lists its product as uncharacterized. Gene Ontology annotation, molecular function: nucleic acid binding. Bases 2054 to 3145 code for a protein of 363 amino acids. The record is from RefSeq and is a predicted model, not a curated record. The transcript has 2 exons. Lineage: Eukaryota; Metazoa; Arthropoda; Insecta; Coleoptera; Tenebrionidae.
CGGCGCCCCUUUUUCCAAUUGACUCCAAUUCAAUUAACUUCACUUAAUUAAUGCACCGUUUACGGAAGAUGAUCCGAAUUUAUCAUUGUUGAAAUAAAUCAGUCGGUUUAAAGGACAAUAAUGGAGUCAUUGUUCGCGAUAUGCGUGUAAACAUUGACACAUAUUUAAUGUUUUCGUCCAUUUUAUUUAAAUUCCCUGGCCUUGAAAUGGGGAUGAUGGUGUUAAGUGCUGGGCUUGACGUUGAUUGAAAGCUUCGAUAACUGAAAGCUCUUAUACGGCGACGAUUAAGUGAUUUUUUAAGCGCGAUAAAGUCACUUCUGACAGACCCGGAAAGUGGAAUCUGUUAUCAUCUGAAUUAUCAAAACACACAUUCGACAUUCUUAGAAAUUUUCCUCAAUUUUUGGUACUCCCGAAAUAAACCCGCGACAAAAAAUCGGCCAUAGCAUGUGGCAGCAACCUAAAUAGACACAUCUGCAACAUUUUCGCCCUCCCCCAACUUUGUUUAUAGCUGUAGCACGUGUCUUAUUGGACAUCAGCACCCUCGUUACGAAAAUUAUGGUUCAUUGUGUUUGUUAAAUAAAGGGAGCGCCUUUUAUUUAUUAUCUCAAACACUCCCCGCGUUUCCUACUGUGUAUGUUAUACCUAUUUGAUUGUCAAGUUUCGAAUAUCAACAUCUGCUUUUGAAAAAACAGAGAAAGAAUAAGACGGGCCUGAGAACAUGUGAAUUGUCUGGCUCUGACGCAUUUAAAAACCGGAUACAGUUCGUAGCUUCCUUUAUUGUUGUUUUUCAACCAUUUGGUGACGAGAAACAAAGACAAACGGCCAAAUUUUGGUGCUUCCUCCAAACGUUAUAACUGGACUGCGAACUACAAUGGAGUCCGGUUGUAACGAACUCGAAAGUGCAUCAAAAUCAGCCCGUUAUAUCUGAAGUUCGCUAUAAGUGUUUUUUAGCAGUUAUUUUUACUUUAUAUAUGAAAUAAGACGAAAUAAAUAAGUAUCCAUUGUAAAAAAACAUGAAUCUCUCGGGAAACAGUAAUAUAGGGUGGCCCAGCUCAGCUCUCGUCUUCUGUAGCUCAGUUUAUUAGUAAAGUUGAAUUUGUGAUAUUUUGUAGGUGUUAUUUUAUGCUCCACGACGUAUUUUAGGAAAUAUUUUUUGAUUAUACAGAGUGUCCAAAAAUUAUGACUUCAACAUAAUAUAUUUUUUAAUGUGAUGCUAUUAUUUUUUUGUGAUCAUUGGGAUACCUUUUUAGCUUCUUACAUGUCUAAACUUUUUUCAAAUCGGUUCAGGGAUUACCUUAACAAAAAAUAAAAACCAAUAAAAAAUCGGUUUUACAAGAUGUAACAGAAUUAUUUAUUAAGUUUGAUUGUAUGACUUACUACAGGGGGUUUACAAUUUACUUCCAAACUUUUUAAACUUGAGAGCUUUUUAUUUUGCUUAUUUCAAAUGGCAACCCCUGUUUAUUUUUAUAUUAUUGAUGGGGAAAUAGAAAGUGAACGUUUUUCCUCAUUACAAGCCUAACGUAAAUCUUAACACAUUCCGAGUUAUUUGAUAAAAACUUGUUUUGUCAUUAAAAAAUAAUAGCAUACUAUUAAAAAACAAUAUUACGUUGACGCCUUAUUUUUUUGGAACACUCUGUAUAAUUAAAAAUAUUGUCCUGAAAUGUGUCAUUGAGUAUAAAUAAUAUCUACAAAAUAUCUAAACUCCAACUUAAAUAAUAACUGAGCUACAGAGGGCAGUAGCUGGGCUGGACCAUUCUGUAUGUAUACUGUGUGAAUCUUAUAUCAGGCGUUCAUUAAUAAAAAAACUCGCAGCAUGCGUUGAAUUUUUUACGUAUUUCUUAGCUAGUGCCCAUGGCUAGUACACAAUUUUGGCAUUGUAUUGUUGGUUGCCUAUUAAACCAGAAUUCAUAACCUGACAUUUUUUUCGUUUCCGCCGGUUUCCACCAAAACAAGCUUGGUUUUUGUGUGAUUGACUGAUUGUUGCUUCUGUUUACCGAACAUAAGAAAACAGUAUUUUUCAAUACUAAAUUUCGUGUUUUCUUGAUUUGUAAUCAUGGUGUAUACCAGUGAACAAAAAGCCUUUUUGUUGGAAAGUUAUUUCCGAAAUGGACAGAAAGUGAACGGUGUUUGGAAAUAUUCAAUUCAACCGUGCCUGGAGGAGUUUCGAGAAGCUUUUCCUGAGGUUGUUAUCGUCUAUGAAGAAUUUAAAAACACCCUUCACCGAAAUGUGAACUUGUUUCGUGGAACUGCGUCCACCUCGCGUAAAGAAGGUAGUGGAAGACCAACUGAGCGAACAGAAGAAGUUAUUCAUGCUACACAGGAAAUUUUGGAGCAAGACCCAAAAACUUCGAUUAGACAUCUGUCUCAACAAGUUGAACUUUCUGUUGGUACUUGCCAUAAACUUUUACGAAAAGAUUUACAUGUGUACCCAUAUCGUGUCCAAUCUGUGCAAGAGUUACAACCUGUGGAUUUUCCUAGGAGAUUACAGUAUUGUCAGUGGUUUUUGGAUAACAUUGCAAAUAACAAUGAACUUUUGGAAAAAACUUUCUUUACGGACGAAGCAUGGUUUCACCUGUCUGGCUACACGAAUUCACAAAACAUGAGAAUUUGGGCAACAGAACAUCCUCAUGAAAUUGUGGAAGAACCUCUUCAUCCAGAAAAAAUAGGUGUUUGGGCAGCUAUCAGCAAAAGAAGAAUUGUCGGUCCAAUUUUCUUUCAAGGAACAUUAACUGCAGUUCGUUAUCGCGAAGAAAUUCUUACGCCUUUUAUCGAAGAACUUCACGAUGAUGAAUUACGAGAAGGUUUGUUUCAACAAGAUGGUGCAACAGCGCAUUGCACAGCAGAAACUUUAGACUUUCUGAGAACGUUUUUUGAUGACAGAAUAAUUAGCAGGAAUACAGCAAAUGAUUAUCCCCCAAGAUCAUGUGAUUUAACGCCUUGCGACUUUUAUCUUUGGCCACGCAUUAAAAAUUCAAUUUUUGUUACACCAAUUCCAACUAUUGAUGAAUUAAGACGACGCAUUCAACAGAAAAUUAAUGAAAUUAACGAAAAUCCACUUGAACUGACUAAUGUGUUAAACAGUGUUCGAAGGCGUUGUGUUAUGUGUGUUGAGCAACAAGGAAGACAUUUCCAACAGUUUUUAUAGUUAAUAAAUAAAUAUUUUUACGAAAA